Messenger RNA from Penicillium concentricum, 948 nucleotides. RefSeq lists its product as uncharacterized. Bases 1 to 948 code for a protein of 315 amino acids. NCBI's taxonomy places the organism in Eukaryota, Fungi, Ascomycota, Eurotiomycetes, Eurotiales, Aspergillaceae. The transcript has a single exon. The record is from RefSeq and is a predicted model, not a curated record.
AUGACCCGCAAUGGAAAAAAUACGCCCGAUCUCGACGCCCUAGCCAGCGAGUCAUGGUUCUUCAACCAGCCGAACGAGAAUAUUGACACCAUUCGUGCUCGGCUUGGCCCAUCAUUAAACUCAUUUAUUGAUUCAAUCUAUGAUCCGACGCCGGGAUUCUUUUACUGGGUGAGUAGGCUUCGAAUGGAACUUGUCGACGAGUCUUUCCCCCUCGAAGAUAACGAUUUCGAGGAUAAAGAGCGGUUUAUAAUCAUUCAUGACACAACUCCCGAUCUAGGCUCCCACUGUCUUGGUGUUCUCUAUGACCAGCUGAACCAUCGUGCCUCAUUCCCAUUGACCAUCGAGAAUUCAGGAAGUAUCGAGCCUGUUGCUGAACACUGGGAUAUGUGGUUUCCUCUAGAGACGAUUCUUACCCAAUGGAUCCAUAUGCUCCGAAUGGGAAAAAUUACAGCUGAUCCACGGAACGAGAGAGACUUGUCCGAUGAAGAAGCGAAUUCGCGACAUCAAAUUGGAUUAUGGUGUUGGCACCCAUACUGCGCUGCUCAGAUUGAUGGUACGGUUGGUGCGAUGGACCGCUACACAGACGCGAUCGAAUCAUGUAUGCAGUCUCUUUUGCCAAUAUCCCGGGAUGCACCAUUUUUUACCAAUGCAGAGCUUGAUUCGGCUUUAGUGCCAAAGGAGUGCUUUAUUUGCUCUCUUUUGACCCAGGUGAGGUCCCCGCGUUUUAAGCUAAUCGCGCCCGGCCUAGAGGUCCCACACGACAAGGAAGCCUUCACGGCGCGUCAGAUGUUUAACGCGGAAGGUCAGGGCAGGGAUGUGCCGCCAUUCCUACUCUUUGCAUCUGCGGAUGAUAGCCACACGAUCAGUUUCAACGAAGAAAUUCAUCGUUUGUUCUUUGGAUCGAGAAAUGAUGUGCCAUUUAACGAAGGUGAUCCUGUUCCCAUAUGA